AUGAGCUCCCAAAAGCUGUCACGCCCUUCUGAGCCCCUCGUCCUUGAGGAGGUUGGUGCUCAGGGUGCUGAAUUCCUCAGCGACAUGACCAAUCGCCUCCGCUCGCUCGCUCUCACCAAGGGCGACCCCAACGAGGUCCUCAUGAAGAUUGGCUCCUACGUCGACAACCCUCACGUCUUCAACACCAAGGUCCCCGUCGAUGGCUCGCCCGUCACCGCCCAAAAGGCCAGUGGCCGCUGCUGGAUCUUUGCCGCCACAAACGUCAUGCGUGUGCCCAUCAUGAAGCGCGACAACCUCGAGUCCUUUGAGCUCUCGCAAAUGUACCUCUACUACUGGGACAAGCUCGAAAAGGCCAACUACUUCCUCGAGCAAAUCAUCGACACUGCCGACAGCGACAUUGGCGACCGCCUGGUCCAGCGCCUGCUACUCGAGCCCAUGGCCGACGGUGGCCAGUGGGACAUGAUCUACAACCUCGUCGAAAAGUACGGCAUUGUCCCCCAGGCCGUCUACCCCGACACCUGGAACGCCCGCAACUCCCGCCUCAUGCGCGGCUUCCUCCAGACUAAGCUCCGCGAGUUUGCCGUCAUCCUGCGCAAGCUGGCUGCCGAGGGCGAUGCCGCCGCCGUGAGCGCCAAGAAGACGGAGCAGAUGAAGCAGAUCCAGGACCUGCUCACCACCUUCAUGGGCGCGCCUCCCAAGCCUACCGAGAAGUUCCACUGGCAGUACGCCAACAAGGACAAGAAGGUCUUUGAGGUCCACAGCACCCCAAUUGACUUUGCCAAGGCCAUCACCACCGCCGACACCGAGUGCGUCGUCAACGACAUGGUCUCGCUCGUCCAUGACCCCCGUAACGAGACCAAUGCCCUGCUCACCGUGGACCGCCUCGGCAACGUUGUUGGUGGCCGCCCUGUCCAGUACAUCAACGUCGACAUGGAGACGCUCAAGACCGCCUGUGUGGACAUGAUCAAGGCCGGCCACCCCAUCUUCUUUGGUGUCGACUUUGGCAAGUUCCGCCACAAGGACCUCGGCGUCAUGGACCUCGACAUCUACGACUACCAGGCCGGCUUCGGCACCACCCUGCUCGAGCAGUCCAAGGCUGACCGUUUGCGCGCUGGCGAGUCUUCCAUGACCCACGCCAUGAUCCUCACCGGCGUCCACCUCGACGAGACCACCGGCAAGCCUCUGCGCUGGAGAAUCCAGAACAGCCAUGGCUCCGAGAGCGGCGACAAGGGCCACCUCGUCAUGACCGACGCCUGGAUGGACCAGUUCAUGUACCAGGCCGUUGUCAACACCAAGUUUAUCAGCGAUAACGUCAAGGCCGCCCUCGACAAGGAGCCCGUUGUCCUGCCCUUGUGGGAUCCCAUGGGUUCUUUGGCCUAA
This is a messenger RNA of [Torrubiella] hemipterigena, 1380 nucleotides long. The record is from the annotation of a GenBank genome assembly. Lineage: Eukaryota; Fungi; Ascomycota; Sordariomycetes; Hypocreales; Clavicipitaceae.